ACUUGCUGCCUUACUGACAGGAUGAAGGUGAAGAUGAUGAUCUUACUUUUUCAAAUCUUAUCAAUUUUAACCCUCAAUUCAUGUUCAGCUCAGAUUCCACCUUACCCAUAUGUGGAAGAGAAUGUGGCUUUACGCGGCAAGGCCAGUCAAUCGGACCUUCAUCUGGGGGAAUGGACAGCUUACAGCCAUGCAAGCAAUGCGAUUGAUGGAAACCGAAAUUCCAAUAUGUCCCUCGGAUCCUGUACCCACACCACAAACAAACCUAACCCAUGGUGGCGCGUGGAUCUGCUGCAGACGUACUUAAUCGCUUCUGUCACCAUCACCAACAGAGGAGACUGCUGUGGAGAAAGGAUCAAUAAAGCGAGGAUCCUAAUCGGCAGCUCCAUCCAUGCUGCACAGUGCAGCAUGAUUGACGGCUUGUCAACUGGGGAGACUAAAACCUUUCACUGUCCGCAGCCAAUGAUCGGACGCUACGUGACGGUGAUCCUUCGGAAAAAAGAAUACCUGCACAUCUGUGAAGUGGAAGUGAACGCUUUGCUUCCUGCUCCUUCCUAAUGUUUCUAAUACCACAUUUAAAACUGGUCCUCCCUUUAUAGUCAGAUACUGCAUGUAAGAAAUGGGGGUAAUGACGUCAACAAUACUAUUUUGGGAUUUUGGGAUCAUACUGUAAAGAGUAUACGUAUUUCCAGGUUUUCAUAUACACAAAACCUGCUGAAGUUUUACUUGAGUUCUUUCUGCAAGUUGAUUUAAAAAUGUUAUUUUAUUCAUAGCGCAUCAAAUAAACAUCUCAUUUUAGGC
Conger conger (European conger) is the source of this 798-nucleotide messenger RNA. RefSeq names its product fucolectin-6-like. The coding region runs from base 22 to 555 and encodes 177 amino acids. The transcript has 4 exons. The record is from RefSeq and is a predicted model, not a curated record. Lineage: Eukaryota; Metazoa; Chordata; Actinopteri; Anguilliformes; Congridae.